This is a messenger RNA of Hermetia illucens (black soldier fly), 1307 nucleotides long. Its product is annotated as SAP domain-containing ribonucleoprotein. The transcript is spliced from 2 exons. Lineage: Eukaryota; Metazoa; Arthropoda; Insecta; Diptera; Stratiomyidae. Gene Ontology annotation, biological process: poly(A)+ mRNA export from nucleus. Bases 135 to 1022 code for a protein of 295 amino acids. Gene Ontology annotation, cellular component: nucleus. The record is from RefSeq and is a predicted model, not a curated record.
UGACACUUCGUUGCUGUCAUCAAGAGUUGUGGGCAAACAUUUCGCGUCUAGAUUCCAAGCGAAAAUUAAUAUUUUGUUGGUGUUUUAUAAGUUGAAUAGUUUGUAUUUACACUUCAUUGACCAAUUCAGUGACCAUGGCAGAAAACGAUGUCCUGAAAAUGAAGGUAGCGGACUUGAAGCGCGAACUUAAAUUGAGAGGUUGUCCAACCACAGGCAAUAAGAAUGAAUUGCAAGAGAGACUGCAAACAGCACUUUUAGCAGGAGACACGGGAGACUUCGGCCUGGAAGACACUUCAAUAACGGAAGAUUUGCUAGAUGAGGCUCUUACUGACGAAGAUGAAAAAGGGCUCGAUUUAUCGAAUGAAGAUGCAGUUCUACAGUCACCAGACAAAGAUGAAGAUAAAAGCAUCGCAACCACCAUUGCAGGGCAGCAGCAACAGAAAAAGAUUGUUCUGAAGCGGAAAACAUCGAUUUCUCUCCCGUCAAACACGUCUGCAUCCGCGACUUCGCCAACAUUACCAGAUAGUAAACCACCAGAGAAAAUUUCAAAGACCAGUUCACCCUCAGAAGCCUCAACCACUAACGAUAAAGCAUCAGACGGGGCAAAGACAGUGAUCAAACUGUCAGAACUUUCAAUGAAAGAUCGACUCGAAAUGCGCGCUAAAAAGUUCGGAACGGCAGCGUCAGCGGACACGGCGAAAUUGGCCAGAGCUGCGCGAUUCGGGCAGUCGACAAACGCUGAAAGCAUUACCUCUGCAAGUAGUGCAACGUCGGCUUCGACAUCGAUCGAUACCCUCAAAAAACGUGCAGAACGUUUCGGUUGUUCUGUUUCGUCUCGGAUGGUACAACUCGAGCGGAAAGAGAAACUAAUGAAACGGCAGGAGCGAUUUGGAGCAGGCAAAAAUGAUUCUGAUAACUCCACAACCUCUUCAGAACCCAAGGCGAAUGGUACGAGCGCAACUGUCGACUAUGCCGAAAAGGCGAAACAACGUCUUGAACGGUUCAAGACCGCCGUGAAGUAAGAUGAGAGUAAAGAGCUCUUGAGUGUGCAUUCAAAUGAGAAUAGAAAAUGUAAAAAUUUUGCAUAGAAUUCUUCUGUUGUUUCUGACUUGCGCGACUAAUUUUCACGUCUUUUCAUCUACCUAUCGAACAGAAAGUUGCACACAAAAAAUGCGGAGCCGUUGCCCAAAUUCUUGGAGGAAAAACGCGUUCUAUGGUUACUUAGGGAAUUAAGAGUUUUAAGUUGUAUAUCUCAUUUUUUUGUUAGAGGUUUAAACCAAAAUAACAAAGUGAACUUUUGAACUGCA